Molecule: messenger RNA, 993 nt
Organism: Pungitius pungitius (ninespine stickleback)
Lineage: Eukaryota; Metazoa; Chordata; Actinopteri; Perciformes; Gasterosteidae
Product: odorant receptor 131-2-like
Exons: 1
Coding region: 1-933 (310 amino acids)
Biological process (GO): detection of chemical stimulus involved in sensory perception of smell; G protein-coupled receptor signaling pathway
Cellular component (GO): membrane
Molecular function (GO): odorant binding; olfactory receptor activity; G protein-coupled receptor activity
Source: RefSeq, a predicted model, not a curated record
AUGGCGGCCAAUAACUCAGUGGUUGGUGUUGAAUCUCCGAAGUACGUGAUUAACUAUCGGUUAGUCGUAGUUCAGGUUUUGGUGUCAUUCUUUCUUUUCAUCAACUUUUUGCUCAUAAGAACUUUUUUUGUAAAAGACUUCUACACAACCACGCGGUACAUCUUGUUUGCUACAACUCUGCUGUCUGACUCAAUAUUUUUAAUCAUAAGUGACAUCCUUCUUAUUUUCACAUUCAUUAAGAUUACCAUGCAAGUGUGGCUGUGUGUUAUCAUAUACAUUUUUCUGUCUCUGUUUACCUUUGUGACACCGGUUACUUUGACAGCAAUGACGCUGGAGCGCUAUGUGGCCAUUUGCAUGCCCCUGAGGCACGGAGAGCUGUGCUCAACACGCAGAGCUGUGCACUGUGUCCUCAUCAUUUACGGCCUCAGCUCUAUACCCUGGGUUGUUUUUCUCUCCAUCUUGUUUGCAUCAAUGUCCCACAACUUCUAUUACCAGGACAGAGUAUGUAUUCCGGAAAUGUUCUUCUUUUACCAAUGGCAGGGUCAUGUUCGGUCCGCUAUAAGUCAGUUUUACUUCUUGAUAAUGUUCAUUGCUAUUGUAUUCUGUUAUCUUACAAUAAUGAAAGUAGCCAAAGCUGCAUCAGCAGAGGAUAAAAAGUCAACAUGGAAAGGUCUCAGAACAGUCAUUCUUCAUGCUUUUCAGCUGUCGCUCUGUCUCUUCCAGCUGUGGUGUCCGUUCAUAGAGAAUGCUGUACUUCAAAUUAGUUCAAUAUUAUUCAUUAAUGUCAGGUAUUUUAAUUACAUUACUUUUAUUCUUGCUCCAAGAUGUAUAAGUCCUCUUGUUUAUGGCAUCAGGGAUGAAAUGUUUUUUCAAGCACUAAAAUACUAUGCUCUCUGUGGCUUGUAUAAGAAACCGUCAUCAAACGUAUCUUGAUCAAUAAAUGUAAUUAUUAUUACCCUACUAAUGUAACAUGUUAAAUGCUUUUUAUAUAUA